AUUUGCCUUGUUGCCCAAGGGAAGAGAAACAGAUCGCAGAGCAAAAUUGAAGGAAAGGAAGAAGAGGAGCAAGGAGAAGGAAAAUGGCUCGAUACGACCGUGCGAUCACCGUGUUUUCACCGGACGGCCACCUAUUCCAGGUGGAGUACGCCCUGGAAGCCGUCCGUAAGGGCAACGCCGCCGUCGGCGUCCGCGGCACCGACACCAUCGUCCUCGGCGUCGAAAAGAAGUCCACCGCUAAGCUCCAGGACUCUCGAACGGUCCGGAAGAUUGUUAACCUGGAUGAUCACAUUGCAUUGGCCUGUGCUGGGCUAAAAGCAGAUGCACGUGUGUUGAUAAAUAGAGCACGUAUUGAAUGUCAGAGCCAUAGGCUUACAGUCGAGGAUCCUGUCACUGUUGAAUAUAUUACUCGGUACAUUGCUGGUCUUCAGCAGAAGUACACCCAGAGCGGCGGUGUAAGACCAUUUGGCCUUUCAACUUUGAUCAUUGGCUUUGACCCCUACACAGGUGUUCCAUCACUUUAUCAGACAGACCCAUCGGGAACAUUUUCAGCAUGGAAAGCCAAUGCAACCGGGAGAAACUCAAAUUCAAUGCGGGAGUUCUUGGAAAAAAAUUAUAAAGAAACUUCUGGACAAGAAACUGUGAAAUUAGCAAUUCGGGCUUUGCUUGAAGUUGUUGAGAGUGGGGGAAAAAACAUAGAGAUUGCCGUGAUGACGAAAGAGCAUGGAUUGCGACAACUUGAAGAAGCUGAGAUCGAUGCCAUUGUUGCUGAGAUCGAAGCAGAGAAAGCAGCAGCUGAGGCUGCUAAGAAGGGCCCUCCCAAAGAAACCUAGUCCAGGCAUCAAUCAUACUCCACCAUGCUCUUACCAUUGUUGUUCAGACAUCCUCCUACUUCAUCAAGCAGCAUCUGAGUUUAGCCAGAA
Vitis riparia (riverbank grape) is the source of this 923-nucleotide messenger RNA. Its product is annotated as proteasome subunit alpha type-7. The transcript has 3 exons. Gene Ontology annotation, cellular component: nucleus; proteasome core complex, alpha-subunit complex; proteasome core complex. The record is from RefSeq and is a predicted model, not a curated record. Lineage: Eukaryota; Viridiplantae; Streptophyta; Magnoliopsida; Vitales; Vitaceae. The coding region runs from base 84 to 833 and encodes 249 amino acids. Gene Ontology annotation, biological process: ubiquitin-dependent protein catabolic process.